This is a messenger RNA of Aethina tumida (small hive beetle), 3292 nucleotides long. RefSeq names its product leucine-zipper-like transcriptional regulator 1 (gene Lztr1). The transcript has 6 exons. The record is from RefSeq and is a predicted model, not a curated record. Gene Ontology annotation, molecular function: protein binding. Bases 215 to 2512 code for a protein of 765 amino acids. Gene Ontology annotation, cellular component: Golgi apparatus. NCBI's taxonomy places the organism in Eukaryota, Metazoa, Arthropoda, Insecta, Coleoptera, Nitidulidae.
UAUGGAACAAAGAUUUGAGAGACUUACCUGAGUACCUGUUUUCUUUUUCCCCAAAUUUCUUUGUUGAACAACAAUAACAUAAUAAUUCUUGGAUACAUUCAAUUUUAAAUAUUGUGUUAUAACAUAAUUAUGAUUUACGUCCUAUAUAUAAUUAUCCCUUAAUUUACAAACUAGUGAAUUCCGGUAAAAUAUUUUUUAAAAUACCGAAUUAAAAAUGAGUGGUUUAACGCUAGGAGAUGUGAAUGCGCUUACACUAGAAAUAGGACCAUUUGAAAUAGUACACAGGUGGAGGCGAAUGCCCGAAUGUGAUGAGUUUGUGGGGGCCAGACGGAGCAAACACACCGUAGUCGCCUACAAAGAUGCUAUUUAUGUAUUCGGUGGUGACAAUGGCAAAUCAAUGUUGAAUGAUUUGUUACGGUUUGAUGUUAAGGAGAAAUCAUGGGGAAGAGCUUUUGCCACUGGUACACCACCAGCACCAAGAUACCACCAUUCAGCAGUGGUUCAUAAUACAUCCAUGUAUGUUUUUGGAGGAUACACUGGAGAUAUUCAUUCUAAUUCAAAUUUAACUAACAAAAAUGAUUUGUUUGAAUAUAAGUUUAAUUCUGGGCAAUGGGUUGAAUGGAAAUUUAUGGAUCAAGUUCCAGUUGCUAGGUCAGCACAUGGAUCAGCUGUUUUUGAUAAUAAAUUAUGGAUAUUUGCUGGAUAUGAUGGGAAUGCCCGAUUGAAUGAUAUGUGGACAAUUUCAUUAACUGGAGAGACAAGAAAAUGGGAACAAGUCAGUCAGAAGGGAGAGUGUCCUCCAACUUGUUGCAAUUUUCCAGUAGCAGUUGCUAGAGAUUGUAUGUUUGUGUUUAGUGGACAAAGUGGUGCCAAAAUUACUAAUUCUUUGUUCCAAUUUAAUUUUAUGAAUAAAACUUGGACCCGAAUUUCAACGGAGCAUAUUCUCCGCAACACACCGCCUCCCCCAGCCAGAAGAUACGGCCAUACAAUGGUGGCGUAUGAUCGACAUCUCUACGUCUUCGGUGGAGCAGCUGAUUCAUCAUUGUCUAACGAUCUGCAUUGUUUCGAUCUUGAUAGUCAAACGUGGUCUGUUAUUAUGCCCGCCAGCAAAUCAUGCCUGCCUUCAGAACGUCUAUUCCAUGCUGCAGCUGUCAUAGGCGAAGCAAUGUAUAUUUUCGGUGGAACCAUUGAUAAUAAUGUACGAAGUGGUGAAAUGUAUCGUUUCCAAUUUUCCAACUAUCCAAAAUGUACACUCACUGAUGACUUUGGAAGACUCCUAGAAUCACGACAGUUCUGUGACGUACAAUUCAUCGUAGGUUCACAGCAAAAAGUUAUUCCGGCUCACUUGGCGUUUGUUGCUGCCAGAUCUGCUUACUUGCGGAAUAAAAUACGUUUGGCCAAAGAUACCAGAGAUAGAAAACUUGAAAAACAGUUUGGCACCACAGACGUUCAACACUCAGAGGUUCCAAUGUUGGAAAUAAAAUUGCAGGACGCAAACCCGGAUGCUUUCGAAAUGGUUCUCAAUUACAUUUACAUGGAUUCUAUUGAUCCGACCAAAAGUGCUAAAGAAGGUGAAGAUCCGUUUAGUAACCGUAUAAUACUGCAGAUGAUGGACGUGUACCGUCUGGCCGUUCAGUUUGACAUGGUGCGUCUUGAACAACUGUGUAUCCAAUACCUCAACAACACGAUUAACUUGAAUAAUGUAUUGGACGCGCUUCAUUAUGCUGACAGCCUCCAGUUGGUUUUCAUUAAAGAGUUUUGUCUUAGGUUCAUUGUAAAAGAGGCUAAUUACAAUCAAAUUGUUAUGAGUCAGGAGUUUGAAUCGUUAGACAGGCGGCUGAUGGUAGAAAUAAUUAGACGGAAACAAAAACCUCAAUCUAAAGUAAACAGCGAUGUUGCCUUUGAUAAUGCCGGUAAUUCACUUCAAGAAGACAUGAAGAACUUCUUGAAAUACAAUGGAAAAGAUCUAGUCGAUAUCGAUUUAACAGUAGAUGGGUUUCCAAUUCAGGCUCAUAAAACGGUUCUGGCGGCGCGUUGCGGUUAUUUCGAGGCAAUGUUUAGAUCGUUUAUGCCCGCUGAUAAUAAAGUAGCGGUGCAAAUAGGUGAAAUGGUUCCAUCUAAAGAAUCAUUCAAAUCUCUCUUGAGAUACAUCUAUUAUGGAGAAGUAAGAAUGCCACCCGAAGAUUCCUUGUACCUUUUUUCAGCUCCAUUCUUCUACGGCUUUACGAAUAACCGUUUGCAGGCGUUCUGCAAACAGAAUCUAGAAAUGAACGUGACAUCCGAAAACGUAAUACAAAUUUUGGAAGCUGCAGAUAAAAUGCAAGCCAAUGAUAUGAAAAAGUAUGCUUUGGAUAUAAUUGUGCACGACUUCACAAAGGUAGCCAAAUUGCCGAGAAUCAAAUUGCUCAGCAAGGAACUGAUUCUCGAUAUAUUGAUGGCUUUAUCCAACAAUAUGAGCGACAGUGACUUACGACCAGACGUUAGUACAGUCAGUAUAAAUACGGAUUCUUGAUCGGUAGUGUCGUCUAUGAUUUCACAUAGCGAUUCUCAUAAUUACGGAGUGGUCAUCUCUAAAUUCACUGUACAGGAAUUAUAUCAUGCAAUUUGUAUCGUGAUAAGGAUAGCAGAACUAUUUGGGGAACUAGAUUAAUUUUACUUUGAGACAACACAUUAAACUUGAAAUUAUGCACAAUAUUGUUUAUUAGUUGUUAAUAAUUAUGUAUAUAAAUCUUUCUAAUGUGCUGUUCUAUGUCAAUGUAAUUAUAUUUACUAUUUUCUAUAGAAAUUUUAUGAAAAAUAACUAUAGUAUUGUUAUUAAUACUUGGAGAAAAAGUCCAGUCAAUAUAGUUUAAAUGCAUGUUAGAAAUAUUCUAUGAUGUGAUAUAUGACUCUAAUUUUACAUUUUACUUCUUAUUUUUUCUAUGUGACGUUUCAAAAACUUUUACUCUUUUUAUUUUGUUCUAAAAGAUUUUGAAUAUUUUCUUGAUAAGUAUCAAUUAGUAAUGUAAUUAAUAAUUUUUAGACUAAAUAAGAAUUAUCUUAUGCGAUAAAUAUUAGUAUACGAAUAUUUUAAUUUAUGAAACAAUGUAUAUUUAUAACAUUGAAUCGAAAAUAUAAUCGAAAUAUUAGCUGUCAUUGAGAAAGACUUAAUUUCAUACUUUAUAAAAAUUUAAACAAUUUUUUUAUAUUGCAUGUUCUAAUAUAUAUUAUAUAUAAUUGGUAUUUGAUCUCUAUGUAACACUCUACUUUGUUACGAAAAUUGUGAUUAUUAUAGACUAAAAUUAGUAUUAAU